Puntigrus tetrazona (Sumatra barb) is the source of this 2859-nucleotide messenger RNA. It is a transcript of the gene b4galt4, whose product is annotated as UDP-Gal:betaGlcNAc beta 1,4- galactosyltransferase, polypeptide 4. Gene Ontology annotation, biological process: carbohydrate metabolic process. Gene Ontology annotation, molecular function: glycosyltransferase activity. NCBI's taxonomy places the organism in Eukaryota, Metazoa, Chordata, Actinopteri, Cypriniformes, Cyprinidae. The transcript has 8 exons. The coding region runs from base 471 to 1532 and encodes 353 amino acids. The record is from RefSeq and is a predicted model, not a curated record.
AGCGGACCCCGGCCCGUGACGUCACGCAGCGUCUGUAUUUGCGGAAAUGCUGUGUUUCAGUGCAGUGGUGGGGCUUGAGUUCAGAGUCCAGCUGCUCUCACAGCCGACAAGAGAAGGUCCUGUUACAAACAAAUGAUGAAAUGCACACAUCAGACUUAAAGUAGUGAAGUGUGUCAACAAGAAACGCGAGAAGAGGGGCGUAGAAGUGACAAACUAUGUAAGAAGGACAAGGAAGCAGCGUUGCUCCGGGUGAAGAAUGUGACUAACAGCGUUUUUAUUAAGGACUUUUCCCAAGUUACUUCAGCUGAUGUAUUACUUCCCCUAAAGUGAAAAAUGAAGGAAAAAACGGAUGAAAGAGACUUUUGGAGGAACUCUUGUGAAUUUUAAGAGUGCCUGUUCGUCGUCAAGCAGAUGCUCAGAUGUCUCCUGCUCGCUUUUCUCUGGAUUUCACCUCAAACUAAACUUCACUCAUGGGCCUCUUUCCAGCCAUGUCCAAAAUCAUACGGAAGGGGAAGUGUCUGUUUCUUCUGCUGUUGUGUCUGUGUGUUGUAGCGUGGAUAGCAACACUGUCAAAUGAUGACACGGUUAAGCCUGUGCAGGAGGGAUCAAAUCCUCCUGAAGAUAAGAGCGUCGAGGGGUUUGCUAAGCUGGAGCUGGAAUCAGAGAUGGUGCGGAGCAUAGAGGAGCGUGUAGAAGAGCAGUCUGCCAAAGAGAGCUGUCCAGAGCGUUCACCGCUGCUCAGAGGUGCUUUCAAGCUGUCAUUUGAUCCCUCGCUGACGAUAGGGCAGGUAGAGAGUGAAAACGGGGAGGUCGUGGAUGGUCAGUAUUACCCGUCUGACUGUACGGCCAGGCAGAGCGUGGCCAUCCUUAUACCACACAGAAACAGAGAGAAGCACCUGCUCUACCUCCUCUACCACCUUCACCCAUUCUUACAGAGACAGCAGCUUCACUACGCCAUCUAUGUCAUUCACCAGGCUGGAGAUGCUACAUUUAACCGGGCAAAGUUAUUAAAUGUUGGCUACCUCGAGGCUCUGAAAGACCACAGCUGGGACUGUUUCAUCUUCCAUGAUGUUGAUCUAGUUCCUGAGAAUGAUCAUAAUUUAUACAUGUGUGAGGAUCAGCCUAAGCACUUGGUUGUGGGAAGGAACUCCACUGGGUACAAACUCAGAUACAAAGGUUACUUUGGAGGAGUUUCUGCCAUGACGAAGGAGCAGUUUCACAAGGUGAAUGGCUUCCCGAACUCCUACUGGGGCUGGGGUGGAGAGGACGACGACCUGAGAAUAAGGGUGUCGCUGCAGAAAAUGUCAAUAAUCCGUCCAUCCCCGGAAGUAGCACGCUACACCAUGGUUUUCCACAAGAGGGACAGCGGCAAUCAAAUCAAUAAAGACAGGAUGCAGCUGCUACGUCGUACUCACCAGGCGUGGAAGACCGAUGGUUUGAACACCUGUUCCUACAAGAUCCUGUCCGUCCAAAGAGCACCGCUCUUCAUCAACAUCACGGCGGACGUCGGCCGGCCGGAGCGCGCUCAUUGAGCCGGGUUUUUGGACACUGAAAUUCAAGAGACAGUCCGCAUUAAAAACCCAGCAUUCACCGGUGCCUGGCGGAUCCAGUACUAGGUGUACGGAUCGCACUACGGAUCUGUCCAACCUCCCUCUUUCAUGGCAAGGCCUGAGUUCUGAUCAAACACUGCUUUAAGUAUUACAAUAAUCAAGUAGAACUGAAUUAGUCUGAUCAUGUAAACCUUUCAGGGUCGAAAUGAAAACACUCUCCGUUCCCUCUAGUUAUGAAGCUACGGGUUUAUGGAAAGUGUUCUGCGUGACUUGUAUUUGUCGUUACAGAAAACGGCACAGCGUCUGGGGAAAAGAGAGCACAGAACAGCUGCACCUGACAGGUAUACACGAAGUAGACUUAAAUAUCGAUAUAGACAUGAUCGUACAUGGGCAGAGGAGUUUUGCUCGAGUCUUUAGAGCAAGUCUGCAUGUUCUGUGAUGAUGAUUCCAGCUGAACAUGCUCAUAAUAUCUGUCUGGUGGAAAAUUGUAGAUAUUGUAGUAGGUGUUUGGGUCCAAUGAUUUGGUUUUAAUCAGUUCAGUUUCAUUUCAGUGAAAUGUAGCUGUAGAUGGGUUCAUUAUUUUACGUUUUGUUUUUAAAAUGGUUUAGACAAAAUGGCUAUUCACUCUUUAAUGACCAGAGAAAAGGGACUUCUGUUUACUUGAGCUAAUAUCGUUUUAUCGCUGUGAUCUUUUCCAUUUCUUUUUUUUUUUUUUUUUAAAAACCGCACAUGUGGUCACAAUCAGAAUUUGCCAGAAUUUAAAAUGAUCCAUAAAACAAAGUACAUUACAGACAAACUCUUGGCGUACAAUUGAUACAAAAAAAAAAAUACUACUUUGCUCCGUUUUUCCUCAAAACUUUUACAAAUGAUUUGGGUGUUGUAACUGUGAACGUUUUAUGUAUUUUAUGCUGCGCACAAAUAAUGGACAGACGUUUGCGAAUAUUAAUGAAAACUUUGCAUGAACAGGGUACGCGUUAGUAACCCCGGGUUUUUAUAAAACGGCAGUCAAAGGGCAGGCCCGUGUUCUGCAGAAGACAAAACGGUUACCUGACAAGAUUACCACUUGAGAAGUAUUCACUUUUAAACACUGAACAGCUACUUUGAAAUUGUGAUUUUUAAAAAAGGAAACUAAUAUAAUGUGUAGUUUGACAUCUUGAGAUUUUAGUUAAGCACUCUUUUGCAAGAGUUUUGUACCCUUUUCAUGGAAAGUGCCUACCGCUGAUACAGUGUUGAACCUGUGUGCGUCGGCUGUUGGGAAAAAGCCAGUUCACUGAUGUUAAUACUGCAAUAAAGAAUGACAUUAAACAGA